AUGUGGAAAUAAUUCAAAAAUAUCAUUUUAGAUUAUAGAGUAGCAUCAAAGUAUACAGAAAUACAAAAUGCAAAAUUGUUUAUUUCAAAUUCAAUGGAAUUUAACUAGAACAUGACAUAUGAUAUUAAUACUAUUUCAAAAUUUAGUUAUGUUUAAGCAAGAGCAAAUCAUUCUAAAAAUCCAAUAUUGAUAAUAGGUAAAUCAUAUCCUAUACAAAAUUCAUUUACUUUACUUGAAUACAUAACUCUCUAUCCUCAAUUACUUGGACUAUAUCACAAUAAAAUACAAAAUGAAACAAUUGAAACAAAAUAAUAAUUAUUACAAAAAGGAGUAAAUAUUACUUUAUUAGAUGAUCCUCAUUAAAUAGAUGGAAUAUAUGUUUUAGGAUUAGAAAAGAAUUGGGAAAUCUAAGCUCAAGUAAUAACUUAUAAAAAAUAAAGGUUAUUUGUGAUCUUUUGAGCACUGAAAAUGGACUUAUUAAUGAUAAAUUUCAUAAAGUUGAUUAACACAUACCACUUGAAUAUUUUUAUAACAUUGGUGAUAAAAAUAUGGAAAAUCAAUAAUUGGCAAUAGAAUCUACUUAUAGACUUAUCUAUGGUUAAGAUGUUAAAAUGUCCAGAAUCAUUUCUGACUUUGAUAUUCUUAUUGACUAUUCAAAAUCUAUUAAAGAUACUAUUCUUUAUAUAAAUGAAGAUUCAAACUUUAUUGUGAAUGAUUAAUAAAUAGAGAAAAUAUGA
Paramecium sonneborni is the source of this 737-nucleotide messenger RNA. The record is from the annotation of a GenBank genome assembly. Lineage: Eukaryota; Ciliophora; Oligohymenophorea; Peniculida; Parameciidae.